Molecule: messenger RNA, 432 nt
Organism: Somion occarium
Lineage: Eukaryota; Fungi; Basidiomycota; Agaricomycetes; Polyporales; Cerrenaceae
Source: the annotation of a GenBank genome assembly
CCAACCACCACACACUCUGUAACCAUGUCGAAGGCCUCACAACCAGAACUCAAAAAGUUCAUGGACAAGAAAUUGUUCAUUCAUCUUCAAGGUGGUCGCAAGGUCAGCGGCGUCCUCAGAGGCUAUGACCUCUUCUUGAACCUGGUGAUCGAUGAUGCUCUCGAGGAGACCACCCCCGCACAAAAACACCCAAUAGGCACUGUCGUCAUCCGAGGCAACAGCGUAACAUCCAUGGAGACUCUUGAAGCGAUACGAUGAUGGAGGGUGUUGGUUGCGUGUCUGCAUUGUCUUCCGCCUUUCAUGAAAGUCUGUGCUUCUAGCUUGUAUCUGUAUUACUUCUUUCAUUCUGCUCGCUAUACCAUCCGUCUCAUCUCGAACACAAUUUUCAUGUUGUCAUAGUCAUUUUGAUCUGAACAAAAGGAACUGAUAGGA